This is a messenger RNA of Engraulis encrasicolus (European anchovy), 1848 nucleotides long. Its product is annotated as general transcription factor IIE subunit 2-like. The record is from RefSeq and is a predicted model, not a curated record. Gene Ontology annotation, biological process: transcription initiation at RNA polymerase II promoter. Gene Ontology annotation, molecular function: TFIIH-class transcription factor complex binding. The transcript is spliced from 8 exons. NCBI's taxonomy places the organism in Eukaryota, Metazoa, Chordata, Actinopteri, Clupeiformes, Engraulidae. Gene Ontology annotation, cellular component: transcription factor TFIIE complex. The coding region runs from base 109 to 972 and encodes 287 amino acids.
CCACAUUCGUAAUAUUAGACCUAUUACAUGCCGACUGCAGCCGUCUUCUCCACCUUGGGUAGACUAUCAGUUGUCUAACCUGAGCGUUGUUCCACGGGGUGCUACAAGAUGGAUCCAGCCUUACUUCGGGAGAGGGAACUGUUCAAGAAGAGGGCCCUUAGCACUCCUGCCGUUGAGAAGAGGUCAGCCCACUCCGAAUCCAGUUCUUCUAAAAAGAAGAAGGCCAAGCUAGAAAAGGAAGCAUCAUCAGGAUCCAAAAACAACGCAGAUUCCAUUAACUUGAAGGCACUCUCUGGCAGCUCGGGAUACAAGUUUGGUUGUCUCGCCAAAAUAGUCAACUACAUGAAGACCAGGCAUCAGAGAGGUGACACACACUUGCUGACUCUGGAUGAGAUUCUGGACGAGACCAAACUGCUUGACAUCGGCAUGAAGCAAAAACAGUGGCUGAUGAGUGAGGCUCUUGUCAAUAACCCAAAGAUAGAUGUGGUUGAUGGGAAGUAUGGCUUCAAGCCCAAGUUCAAUCUGAAGGAUAAGAAGGCUCUGCUGCGGCUGCUGGACAAGCAUGACCAGCUGGGCCUGGGCGGCAUCAUGCUAGACGACGUAGAGGAGGGGCUGCCCAACUCUGCCAAGGCCCUCAAAGCUUUGGGAGAUCAGAUCAUAUUUGUUACAAGACCAGACAAGAAGAAAAUUCUAUUCUUCAAUGACAAGCACUGCCAGUUCACCAUAGAUGAAGAGUUCCAGAAGUUAUGGAGAAGUAUUCCAGUGGAUUCCAUGGAUGAAGAAAAAAUUGAGGACUACCUGAAGAAACAGGGUAUCACAUCUAUGCAGGAGACUGGACCAAAGAAAAUGGCUCCAGUACAGAAGAGGAAAAAGGCAGGCAGCCAGAAAGCCAAACGGUUCAAGACCCACAAUCACCAUCUGGCUGGAGGACUGUUGGAGGACUACACCGAUGGAGUGCCCAGCAAGCAGUGACCAUGAGUGCCCAGCGAGCAAUGACCGUACAUGCAUAGUCCACCACAUGGAACACGCACACGCACACGCACACACACACACACACACACACAGAGCAAAGGGAAAAAACCCCAAGGAAAUGGACAUCAAAAGACGCUAUUUCCUUUGGAUGAGUAGAGUUCAGCGAUGAACACAAGUUGUAACUGUUGUAAAUAUUUGUACAUAUACAUGACAGCUUCAACUCAGAGAAGAACAAAAAUAGUAUGUUGAUAUAUUUUAUUAUUUUGUUUGUUUUAGUCCAGUGUGUAAUUUUAGGAUUUGCAUGGAGAGGAUCCACCUAUUCUUUUAUUGUAUGAAGUGUCAAUUUCCAAGCCACAAUGAACCUGAUGGUGGUAGUAAAAAAAAAUUGUGCAAAACAUGGCAUUUGUGUUUGUCUACAUUCUGAAAAUAACCAAAACUACACACUGUAGGCUACCUUUAAGACAGUUAAAGUCAUGCCCUGACAGCAGCCCAGUGCCAUCUAGACCUAUGAUUAUUGAUUUAUCUAUAGAGUGGUUGAUGAGAAGUGUGGUGUUGAGGCAGGGUUUUUGGGAGAGCUGGGGUUAACUGGCUUGUUGGUUUCCGGACAGCCGCCUUGUUGCCUUCAGCCCCACAGAAUUGUCACCAAGCAGAGUAAUCUCAACAGCUUGACUGGGAUGCAGGCCCAGGGUAUAGGUCUUAUGUUGCCAACGGGAUAUGGGGAAAGGGUCGAAUUAAUUUUGAUAUCUACACAAUCUGCAGCAAGUCCUAUCCACAGGGUCUCAUAAUUUAUGGCAGUCUGAAACGUGACUAUUCCUUAUACUUUGCUGUACCGCUCAUAGUGAUCACAUUUGUCCGAGCCAAUUUCAACACUAUAAG